This is a messenger RNA of Schizosaccharomyces japonicus yFS275, 1248 nucleotides long. Its product is annotated as mRNA guanylyltransferase Ceg1. Gene Ontology annotation, molecular function: ATP binding; RNA polymerase II C-terminal domain binding; mRNA guanylyltransferase activity. The coding region runs from base 1 to 1248 and encodes 415 amino acids. Gene Ontology annotation, cellular component: mRNA capping enzyme complex; nucleus. The record is from RefSeq and is a predicted model, not a curated record. The transcript has a single exon. Lineage: Eukaryota; Fungi; Ascomycota; Schizosaccharomycetes; Schizosaccharomycetales; Schizosaccharomycetaceae. Gene Ontology annotation, biological process: 7-methylguanosine mRNA capping.
AUGGAACUUACACCACCGGCAAUCAUUCCAGGAAGUAAGAUUCCUCACAAAGAUGCUAAUAUUUUACGGGAACGCGUAUCUCGGCUGUUAGGACUCCGGUCGCUAAAUUUUCCAGGAGCACAACCCGUUUCAUUUGCUAAAAAGCACCUUCAAACAGUAAAGGAACACGACUACUAUGUUUGUGAAAAAAGUGAUGGAAUCCGAUGUUUAAUGUACAUGACGAUGCAUCAUGCUACACCAAAACGAUAUGCUGUGUACUUAAUAGACCGGAAAAACGAUUACUACCUCGUUCCCAAGGUGUGGUUCCCUACUACAAACGACCCAAACGACAGUCGGCUGCACACAGAGACACUGAUUGAUGGAGAGUUAGUGAUGGACUCAAUUCAAGGCAAGUCACAGCUCAAGUUUCUUGUGUUCGACUGCCUCGCUUGCAACGGCCGUUUAUACACCAACCGACCACUCGACAGACGCCUUGGUGUGUAUCGCGAAUUUGUUGAGAAGCCUCUGCGGACACUGGUGAAGGCGAAGCCCAAGGUGCUGGCAGUUAUGCCUUUUCACGUUGAAUUUAAGCUGAUGCAACGAGCUCAUGGUAUCGAGAUGAUGUUCCGAGAGAUCAUUCCAAAGUUGCACCAUGGAAGUGACGGACUCAUCUUUACCUGCAUUGAAACCCCUUAUGUAACGGGAACAGACGAAACACUGCUAAAGUGGAAGUCUCGCGAGAGCAACACCGUGGACUUCUUGCUUGAGCUGCGGUUUACGGCAAAACUCGACACAGGAGAUAUAGAUUACUCGGCGAUGCCGGAAAUGCCGCUUUCUAUAUGGGAAGGCGGUAAACGGUACUCAUACUUUGCCGAUUUGUACCUCGAAAACGAGGAAUGGGAGAAGUUGAAGGAAAGCAACACACCACUUCAAGGUCGCAUUGUAGAAUGCUACCUGGAUGAACAAAAUCGGUGGCGUUUUAUGCGUUUCCGGGAUGAUAAGCAGAACGGCAACCAUCGGUCAACGGUUCGUAGUGUCAUCGAAAGUAUCGAAGACGGUGUGACUAAAGAGGAGCUUCUGCAUGAGGCUUACUACAUUCGAAAAAGCUAUUAUGAACGAAAGGAGCGACGUGAAGCCCGACACCAUGACAACCCAGAAACACAUUCUGUCCGUGAGGCAUCUAAAGAGCCAGCUGCCAGCGGUGCCGAAAAGCGAAAACUAACCCCAGAGUCUGAGGAAAGCACAAAAAGAGCCAGAGCUGCUGAUUAG